AUGGAGGCACAGGUCGAAAAUGCUGUCGAAAUUUUAUCGAAUCCCACAUCCAACCAGUCGGUGAAAGAGCAAGCCUUUGAGUAUCUCAAUCAACUACGAUCCGAUCCCCAAGGUUGGCAAGCAUGUACAAAUCUCUUUGCCCGGACUCCGCGGUCGUCAGAAGUGGUUCGAAUGGUUUGUCUUGAGGUCGUCAACUACGCCGUUCAUACCCAAGGGCUUGACGCCGAGAGCUUGUCGUACCUGAAAUAUACACUACUCCAAUAUGUUCGCCAGAGCUACGGUCCCGAUGCCCAGCAGGAGCCAGACCCAGUGUCACUUCAGAACAAGCUUACUCAGACACUGACUUACCUAUUUGUGUUCCUUUACCAAGACGGGUGGCAGAGCUUUCUGGACGACUUCUGGGAGCUGACAGGCGUACCAAAUGGCCGAGACAGCGUCGGCGGGGUGCUCUUCUACCUCCGAAUAUUGUCCUCGAUUCACGAUGAAAUUGCUGAUAUGCUGUUGUCUCGACAAAGCAACGAUGCCAAGCGAAACACGGAGCUCAAGGAUCAACUCAGAGCCCAGGAUAUGCACAAGGUCUCUGAAUCUUGGAAACAACUCCUCAACAAGUACCACGACAAUGACACUGUCAUUGAACUGGUACUGAAAGUGAUUGGCAAGUGGGUUAGUUGGAUGGAUAUAUCUCUUGUCGUCAGCCAAGACAUGAUCAACUUACUCCUGCCCUUGGUCGGUCGCACCACUGGUGGAGGAGAGGACAAGGUUCGGGAUGCCGCAAUUGACACGUUGACCGAAAUAUGCGGCAAGAAGAUGCGCUCGCCAGACAAGAUGGAGUUGGUAUCGUUCCUCAAUCUUCAGGAAAUUGUCGCUCAGCUCCUCGCUAGCGCCCCACUGAGCACGCACAAGGGGACCUCGAAAUACGAUACGGAUCUCGCUGAGGCUGUUGCGAAGCUAGUCAAUACAGUCAUGUCGGAUAUUGUCAAAGCUCUUGACGACAAUCAGACUGGCGAAGAGUCCAAAGCACGGGCUAAGCAGCACCUUCAUGGCUUCCUCCCAUUUCUCCUGCGGCUCUUCUCUGACGAAUACGACGAAGUCUGCUCCACAGUCAUUCCUGCGCUGACUGACCUCCUGACUUUCCUCCGCAAACUCGGACAGUUGACCCAGGACUAUGCCGGUAUGUUGGCUCCUAUUCUGGAUGCCAUUAUCAGGAAAAUGCGAUACGACGAAACCUCGACAUGGGGAAAUGAGGACGAACAAACCGAUGAGGCAGAGUUCCAGGAGUUGAGAAGAAAGUUGCAAAACCUGCAAAAGACUAUCGCUGCCAUUGACCAGCAGCUGUACAUGGAUAUGCUCAGCAACCUCGUAGCAAACACCUUUCAAACUUUGGAUCAAAGUGGAUCUGAGAUGGACUGGAGAGAUCUCGAUCUAGCACUUCACGAGAUGUACUUGUUUGGAGAGCUGGCGCUGCCAAAUCAAGGGUUAGGUACCAAGAACCAGCCUUCAACGGAGGCGUCCGAAAGACUCGUGGUCAUGAUGCAAAAGAUGGUUGGAUCUGGUAUUGCCAGUUUCUCCCAUCCCGCGAUUCUUCUUCAAUACAUGGAAAUCUGUGUGCGUUAUUGUAUCGUUUUCGAAAGCCACCAGGAUUAUAUCCCCCAAGUUCUGGAGAAUUUUGUGCGACUAGUUCACCACGAUCACGUUCGCAUCAAGACUCGGUCAUGGUACCUCUUCCAUCGGUUCAUUAAGCAGCUCCGCAGUCAGGUUGGAAACGUCGCAGAGACUGUCAUUCAUUCCAUUGGUGAUCUUCUGCCGAUCAAAGCGGAAGUCCCUGGAGAAGAUGCCGAUGAUGACAUGUCAUCCGACGAGUCAGAUCACUCUGCAGAUGCGUUAUUCAACAGCCAGCUGUAUCUGUUCGAGGCCAUUGGCUGCAUUUCUUCGACCACUAGCACUCCAGCUGACAAGCAAGGCUUGUAUGCACGAUCAGUGAUGGAUCCUCUUUUCCAGGACAUGGAAGUUCACCUCCCACGAGCCAAAUCUGGCGAUGUGCAGGCUGUUCUUCAGAUUCACCACAUUGUCAUGGCACUUGGCACUUUGGCCCAUGGGUUCUCGGAUUGGAGUCCUGGAUCUGCCGCAACUGGUCACCAUCCUCCGCCAGCCAAAGCCGUAUCGGACGAGUUUUCCAGAGCUGCCGAAGCAAUUUUGAUUGCGCUCAAUCAGCUAAACUCGUCGGCGGAAAUUCGCACUGCAUGCCGAUCAGCCUUUUCGAAACUUCUUGGGGUGCUUGGCUCCGCGGUUCUUCCACAGCUUCCUCAGUGGAUCGAAGGAUUACUGUCGCAGAGCUCGUCCAAGGACGAGAUGGCCAUGUUCCUGCGUCUGCUGGACCAGGUGGUUUUUGGCUUCAAGGCGGAGAUUUAUGAUGUUCUCAAUGUGUUACUCACGCCGUUGUUACAGCGAAUUUUUGGUGGAUUAUCAGAGCCCAUUUCCGGUACCGACGACGAAAUACAGCUGGCCGAACUUCGACGCGAGUAUUUGUCCUUCCUUCAAAUCAUCCUCAACAACGGGUUGGAUGGUGUGCUCAUCAGCGAAGCCAAUCAAGGGUUCUUUGAGCCUAUGAUUUCGUCCAUAACGCAAUUGGCUAACACUCUGGAUGGCAAUAUUGGCCCAAGCCGGCUUGCGUUUACACUUAUGGCAAGGAUCUCAGCCAUCUGGGGCGGCCCGGAUGUUGCCGCAAUUUCACAGAAUCCCACUGCGCCUACUGGGAACCCAACCCCAGCAAUCCCGGGCUUCGAUCGAUUCAUGCUUGAUAGAUUUCACUCGGUUUGCUGGGAAGUCAUGCGCAACCCUAGCUUCCGUCCGGCACAGGAUGCUCAGACAAAGCAAGUCUUGACGGAGAUUGCUGGUCUCGAACAAACUAUUUACACAAAGACAGGGGAUGUGUUUAUUCAGGAGUUGCAAAACGGGCUGUUUCCCAGCCUGGGUAUUAAUGGGGAUGAGUUUCUACGAUCACUGACGACAUCCACUGAUAAGAAAGUGUUCUCGUCAUAUCUACAGGGUCUUUUGAAGAAUAGGCAGUAA
This is a messenger RNA of Pochonia chlamydosporia 170, 3069 nucleotides long. RefSeq names its product exportin-T. Gene Ontology annotation, molecular function: tRNA binding; small GTPase binding. The transcript has 3 exons. NCBI's taxonomy places the organism in Eukaryota, Fungi, Ascomycota, Sordariomycetes, Hypocreales, Clavicipitaceae. Gene Ontology annotation, biological process: tRNA re-export from nucleus. Gene Ontology annotation, cellular component: nuclear matrix; cytoplasm; nuclear pore. The coding region runs from base 1 to 3069 and encodes 1022 amino acids. The record is from RefSeq and is a predicted model, not a curated record.